Ochotona princeps (American pika) is the source of this 3307-nucleotide messenger RNA. It is a transcript of the gene KLHL1, whose product is annotated as kelch like family member 1. The record is from RefSeq and is a predicted model, not a curated record. Lineage: Eukaryota; Metazoa; Chordata; Mammalia; Lagomorpha; Ochotonidae. Bases 1 to 2244 code for a protein of 747 amino acids. The transcript is spliced from 11 exons. Gene Ontology annotation, molecular function: protein binding.
AUGUCAGGCUCUGGGCGAAAAGACUUCGAUGUGAAGCACAUCCUGCGACUCCGCUGGAAACUCUUCAGCCAUCCCUCGCCAUCCCAGAGCGGCCCCGCGGGGGGCAGUUGCCUGCCACAGGAUGGCAGCGGUGGCUUUGAGCACUGGGGACCCAGCCAAAGCCGCCUGCUGAAAAGCCAAGAGAGGGGCAGCGUCGGCACUUUCUGGAAGAAGCCUUCCUCUUCUUCUUCUUCAUCCUCUUCGUCCUCUUCCUCCUCUUCUUUCAAUCCGCUGAAUGGCACCCUGCUGCCAGUUGCCACGAGGCUGCAGCAAGGGGCUCCCGGACAGGGCACCCAGCAGCCAGGCAGGACACUCUUCUACGUGGAGUCCCUAGAAGAGGAGGUGGUACCAGACAUGGACUUCCCUGGACCACACGAAAAAGGGCUGGUCCUUCAAGAGCUCAAAGUGGAGCCGGUCAACUCGAAUCAGGCAACAGGUGAAGCGUGUGGACACAGGCUGCCACCAACCAGCCAUUCACUGGCACCUCAGAAUGAUUUGGACUCCAGUUGUUCUGAAGAAUUCUAUCAAGCUGUUCACCAUGCUGAACAAACUUUCAGAAAGAUGGAAAGUUACUUGAAGCAGCAGCAACUUUGUGAUGUUAUCCUGAUUGUUGGAAACAGAAAAAUACCUGCACAUAGGCUUGUUCUGAGUUCAGUAUCCGACUAUUUUGCGGCAAUGUUUACAAGUGAUGUUUGUGAAGCUAAACAAGAGGAGAUCAAGAUGGAAGGCAUAGACCCAAAUGCCCUGUGGGAUCUAGUCCAAUUUGCAUAUACAGGUUGCUUGGAGUUGAAGGAAGACACUAUUGAAAAUCUUCUUGCUGCAGCGUGCCUUCUUCAGCUUCCUCAAGUAGUCGAAGUGUGCUGCCACUUCCUCAUGAAGCUUUUGCACCCGUCCAACUGCCUAGGAAUCCGAGCAUUCGCAGAUGCUCAGGGAUGCAUUGAGCUAAUGAAGGUGGCCCACAGCUACACAAUGGAAAAUAUAAUGGAAGUUAUCAGAAACCAAGAGUUUUUACUCCUUCCAGCUGAGGAACUCCAUAAACUCCUAGCCAGUGAUGAUGUAAAUGUUCCUGAUGAAGAAACCAUCUUCCACGCAUUAAUGAUGUGGGUCAAGUAUGACACUCAGAGGAGAUGCAAUGACUUGAGUAUGCUUCUCGCCUUCAUUCGGCUGCCACUGCUUCCACCACAGAUAUUAGCUGACCUGGAAAACCAUGCAUUAUUUAAGAAUGAUCUUGAAUGUCAAAAGCUGAUUCUGGAAGCAAUGAAAUAUCAUUUGUUGCCAGAAAGAAGAACUUUAAUGCAAAGUCCAAGAACUAAGCCUAGAAAAUCUACAGUUGGAACUCUGUAUGCUGUGGGAGGAAUGGACAACAACAAAGGAGCUACAACAAUAGAAAAAUAUGAUCUCAGAACAAAUUUGUGGAUACAGGCAGGAAUGAUGAAUGGGAGGAGACUGCAGUUUGGUGUAGCUGUGAUCGAAGACAAACUGUUUGUAAUUGGAGGUCGAGAUGGCUUAAAGACAUUAAAUACUGUGGAAUGUUACAAUCCCAAAACAAAAACCUGGACUGUAUUGCCACCAAUGUCAACACAUAGACAUGGCCUAGGUGUAACAGUACUUGAGGGCCCUAUUUAUGCUGUGGGUGGCCAUGACGGCUGGAGCUAUCUGAACACGGUGGAGAGGUGGGAUCCGCAGAGCCAACAGUGGACAUUUGUAGCCAGCAUGUCAAUUGCUCGAAGCACAGUUGGUGUAGCAGCACUGAAUGGCAAGUUAUAUUCAGUUGGAGGUCGAGAUGGGAGCUCCUGUUUAAGUUCAAUGGAAUAUUACGAUCCUCAUACAAAUAAGUGGAACAUGUGUGCACCAAUGUGUAAGAGGAGAGGGGGAGUUGGCGUGGCCACGUGUGAUGGCUUUCUUUAUGCAGUCGGAGGUCAUGAUGCUCCUGCUUCUAACCACUGUUCCCGGCUGUUAGACUAUGUAGAAAGAUAUGAUCCCAAAACAGACACUUGGACCAUGGUGGCCCCUUUGAGUAUGCCUAGAGAUGCUGUUGGGGUAUGUCUCCUUGGAGAUAGAUUGUAUGCUGUUGGUGGCUAUGAUGGGCAGACAUACCUCAACACUAUGGAAUCCUAUGAUCCACAAACGAAUGAGUGGACACAGAUGGCUUCCUUGAAUAUUGGAAGAGCAGGUGCCUGUGUAGUGGUUAUCAAACAACCUUGACUUAAAUCAUUUCAUUUGGAUGUAUUUCAUUUGCUGAAGUGGUUAUUUUUAUAUCAUAUGACAAGAAAGAAUUUCAUGAGAUGAAGACUCUUCAAGAGCAAGGAUGUAUGUGGUUUUACCUACUGAUACCUAGAGAGGUAGAAAGUCAAACAGAAUUACAGGAAAGAGGAAAAUAUAAAGUUAAUAGAGGAACAGAAUUCAGCCAUGUGCCAGUUAAAGAAUGGUUAUUGGUUAUUUGCUUUGUAUUGUAGCAUACAAAAACUAGAGUUACCAAAGGCUUAAUUUUUUUUUGUAGCAGUUCAAAGGAGAAACCAAUGUUUGCAGCAUCAGUCAUUUCAUGACUCCAACUCAUUCAAUUGUUCUGUACUCCAUAGUAAUACAUAGCAGGUUGCCGAGAGUAGAAAACAUGAUAUUUCAUCUGACAAAAUCUGAUUAGCUUACUGUUUUCCUAAUCAGAUACGAUCAUAAGAGGAAACACAAUGCUCUUAUUGAAAUAAAUCUGCUUCCUCCUCAUUUUUCUAAGCUUUUAGAACAAGUAGAGAAACAGAUUCACCCUUGUUUCUUGCAUUCAGAAAACAAACUGUCCUGCUAAUCAAGGCAACCUAUUUCAGAGCUGAUGGUUAAAUGUUAUUGUAACCAUAUUAACCUGUGAAGCGGCCGGACAUAAAGGACUGUUUUUGUUAGGCUUGCCACGUUGCUUUGUGUUUUGAAAACACUGAGCCAAAGAAUCAGAAUUGUUAUGGGCAUUUGCCUGAGGUUGAGUUCAGUGUAAGCAUGAAGCUAGUUAUUCUGAAUGCUAAUAUAUAUAUUCAUUGCAUGUUGAAGUCCUUUAAAAUUUUAUUACUAAGAAGACUUAGAACUUUCAGAGAGAAAUAUAUACUCCAUUAAAUUGGAGUGUUUAAGGUUGUUGCUAGAAGCAAGACAGAAUUCAGAUUCUCAUUACCCACUUUUUAACUUACUAUGUUAGCAGGUACAUUAUUUUAGGCGAAAUGUAUUUAAUUGUUUAAAGCAUAAAAUACAAGCAUUAUAUAAUAUCCUUAGUAAAAAGAUUCAUGUGAAUUUU